Molecule: messenger RNA, 1662 nt
Organism: Raphanus sativus (radish)
Lineage: Eukaryota; Viridiplantae; Streptophyta; Magnoliopsida; Brassicales; Brassicaceae
Exons: 2
Coding region: 206-1534 (442 amino acids)
Source: RefSeq, a predicted model, not a curated record
GUCAGUUUAAUUUGUUUCCUGUUUUUGUGUUCUCUCUUUUGCUUGAUGGUAGGAUCUGAAGUUAACAAGAGAGGACUGUUACAUUCCCCCCAGAACCUGAUCUCUGUGAAAAAGUAUCAAGCUUUGAGCUUGAUGAUUCACUCUUCCCCUUCUCUUUCUUAGCAUCUGCAGCCAGGGGAUUUCAGUGUUCCUUCCAAGACUUGAGAUGGAGCAGUGCAAUGAGAGGAGGUUUGUGUGUAAGUUCUGUAACAAGAGGUUCGCUUGUGGGAAAUCACUGGGAGGUCACAUCAGAACUCACAUGAGCAACAAGAACACAGCUGAUUCAGAUGAGGAUGAUGAACACAAUAAGCUCGUAAUAGAUGAAAAUGGAGGUCAGUCUAGCUACGGUCUGAGAGAGAAUCCUAAAAAGAACAAGAGGUUUGUGGAUCAGAGAGAGAUGAUGGCUCUGAAACAUCAGCAGCAUCAACAUCAACAUCAACAGCGACUUCUUUGUUGCAGAGAAUGUGGUAAGGGUUUCCCUUCUUCGAAAGCUCUUUGUGGUCACAUGGCUUCUCACUCUGAGAGAGAGAAGAUUGUGAUGGAUAGUCAAUCUGAUACCGAAGCUUCUAUGUCUCCUACCAGGAGAAGAUCCAAGAGAGUUGUGAAACAUCAUCAUCACCACAAGGAUGAUGGUUUUGUAGUUGGUGGUAGCAUCAUGAAUCAAUAUGAUUCAGCAUCUUCUGAUGAGUCUGAGAUUGAGACGGAACAAGAGCAAAUGGCAUUGUCUCUGAUGAUGCUGUCUAGGGAUAGUUCAGGUUUCAAGAAGGGACAUAACUUGGUUGUGAACUCUUUAGCUGAGUCAUCAGACAACAACUCUGUGAUUCUUGAGACCAAGUCAUCUUCAGGAGAACAGCUGAAGAUCUUCGAGGUGAAGGAGCUUUGUAAGAAGGACAAAGUUGGAGUUGGGGUUGACCAUUUGAGAUCUGGUGAGGAUAAUGGUGAUGUUCUGUAUGAUUCAGAUAACUCUGAUUCUGGCUAUUUCAGGAAUGGACCAAAGAAGUUUGACUCAGAUGUCUCUGUUGAUGGCUUCCUCAGGAACACUGGAUUCAACAGCUCACAGGAUAAGAGCUUGAACAGAUUCAGGACAGGAUCAGAUCGUUCUUCGACUAAGUAUGAUCUGAGGAGAAGCAGAACAGGCUUUACUUCUUACGGUCAAAAGAAAAUCAAGUAUGAGUUCACUGAAUCUGUGUAUGACAGUGGUGAUCAGCAUAGCUUGGAGACUGAUUCUUGUGCGGACACAAUCAAGGUUCAUAAUAGUAAACCCCCAAUAGUUAAGAAAGCAAGUGGUGGUGGUGGUGGUGCAAAGAAGAAAAGUAAAGGACACGAGUGUCCUAUUUGCUUCAGGGUGUUUAAAUCUGGACAAGCUUUAGGUGGUCACAAGAGAUCACAUUUCAUUGGGAAUCAUGAACACAGGACUUUGGUGAUCCAACAACACCAAGUAGCUCAUGAGAUGCAUACUCUCAUCGAUCUCAAUCUUCCUGCUCCUAUUGAUUAAUGAAAUCACUAGUAACCGCAAUUUUGUUACUCAUUAUUAUUGCUUCCUCUCUGUAUUCAUUUUAUUGUUGCUUCAGAUUCAAGAAUGCUUUUUGGUUCAGAAGGUAAAUCAAAGUUCUCAUAUUUUAU